UUCUUAGUCAGCGGGAAGUAAACGGCAGAUUGUGACUGACUCUCUCUCUAACUGUACAACCUAAUUAAUGUACUUAAUGUAUACCUUCAUUUCCCUCCCCUUCAUCUCUCCAUCUGCAUGUGUUGGAACCCCCUUCCAUGAGCGGUUCAAUAAAUCACCUAUUGACUCCCCUAUUUUCCGACACCGACUCAUUGCAACCUUUGUGCUGAAUAAAUCCACUCGAAGUCCACAUCUUUUACCGGCGGUCGACCAUCCCCAGACUGAGUUGGUAUUGAUCGCCCUCGACCGGAAAGAGCUCUAGCGCCGUUGCUCCCCGACCGCCGAUGUCCAUCACCGCCUUUCUCUCAACUCCCAUCCUCUCCAUGUUCUGGGACGCUUGUGAAAUCAUGGCUCGUCGUUUCUUUCCUGGACAGAGUGCCGCCUUCGGCUUGAGUCUGCUGCUGUUUACCUUUAUGUUUUUACCCACGCUGGUCGUGUUGUUGGCGGUGAUCGUCUUCUUUUUGUUCUAUUAUCCUCGCUUGCGAAAGCCGGUCCACGAGAAUUGAUCCGACACGAAACCAGAGGAGAACAAAACAAGAAAGAAAUAAGAAAAAAUCAAAAUAAAACUAAUUUCGAUCCUGACUGUACAAUAUAUGAUGCAUGGCGCAUGAUGCAUACGAUUGAUUCGAUAAUCACUAAUGGCUGAGGUUUGCACGGAGUCACACGUUCUUUGUCAAUUAUGUACUAUAUCAUUCGAUUGGGUUCUCUUGGUCUUUGCCUUCCUUAUUGCCUUUCAGUUAAUGCAAUAUCUCCGACGCUGUUUUCCUUUCAAAGGCAGCACAAUGAAGAUAUCAUAUUCUAUUUCCGGAAAGAAAAUUACCCUGUCAGAACGUUUUUCUGUUCCUAUUCCGUGCUGCUUGCUG
Aspergillus caelatus is the source of this 902-nucleotide messenger RNA. RefSeq lists its product as uncharacterized. Lineage: Eukaryota; Fungi; Ascomycota; Eurotiomycetes; Eurotiales; Aspergillaceae. The transcript is spliced from 2 exons. The record is from RefSeq and is a predicted model, not a curated record. The coding region runs from base 68 to 301 and encodes 77 amino acids.